CACGGCCUCUGUGCGUGUCGCAGGCCCAACGCGCAAUGGCCGCGCUUCUGCGUGCCCCGCUGUUUGUGCUGGGGGCUCUGGCCCUGGCCGGGAUGCUGAGCUCCGGCGGCGCCGCGAGCCCAGCCAGGCCCCCGCGCCUGUUGGGGGGCCUCCUGGAGGCCGACGCGAACGAGGAGGGCGUACAGCGCGCGCUGGAUUUUGCCGUCAGCGAGUACAACAAGGCGAGCAACGACAAGUUUCACCACCGCGUAGUGCGGUUGAAGGGCGCUCGGAAACAGCUCGUGUCUGGAGUGAAUUACUUCUUAGAUGUGGAGCUUGGACGAACCACAUGUACCAAGUCCCAGCCAAAUUUGACUACCUGCCCCUUCCAUGACCAGCCACACCUGAAGAAGAGAGUCCUCUGCUCUUUCCAGGUAUACACUGUUCCUUGGAUGAAUUCAACCUCCUUGACAAAAUCCAGUUGCCAGAACGCAUAGAGGGUUGCAUAGCUGAUUACAGUGCUGACUGCCUCUCGCCAUGCCCCUUGGGAGUGCAGUUACCUCUGCUUGUGCAUCUGAGCCUAUAGAGUAGUGAUCCUGCCAUAGCGAGGCUUGAAGUCUCUUUAGUGUUCCAGUACCAAAAGAAAAGUGAAGGUUUCCUACGUGUUUUGGGAAGAGCUAAGAGUUCAAACCCAGCUCCUUCCUUUUCGUUGCUUUUUAAAUGCUCCAGCCUCAUGCUGUCCCUGUUCUGCUCGUUUUAUUCAAUAAAAAGUUGCAUCAGCUA
Molecule: messenger RNA, 762 nt
Organism: Echinops telfairi (small Madagascar hedgehog)
Lineage: Eukaryota; Metazoa; Chordata; Mammalia; Afrosoricida; Tenrecidae
Gene: CST3
Product: cystatin C
Exons: 3
Coding region: 36-476 (146 amino acids)
Molecular function (GO): cysteine-type endopeptidase inhibitor activity
Source: RefSeq, a predicted model, not a curated record